Rotaria sp. Silwood2 is the source of this 876-nucleotide messenger RNA. The record is from the annotation of a GenBank genome assembly. NCBI's taxonomy places the organism in Eukaryota, Metazoa, Rotifera, Eurotatoria, Philodinida, Philodinidae.
AUGCUUGUCGCUAUUAUGGCGCUUUNCAGUGCAAUAUGUGGUCACACUUUUUGUCAAACAUGUAUUAAUCCAUGGAUCGCUCGUCAAUCAACAUGUCCAACUUGUCGUACUAGAACGUCGACAGAGGAAUUUCAACCGAUUUCGACUCGUAUUGUACUCAAUCAACUUGAGAGACUUCUCUUACGACGCAAACGAUGUAAUGAAGCGAAUAUUCAACGGGGAAACAUCAAUGACCAUGAAAAACGAUGUCCCAAUCAAACAGUUUCGUGUCCGGCUUUCGACAUUAAAUGUACGUGGAAAGGUACACGCAGUGCACUGAUGGAACACAAUCUAAAGUGUCCAUUUCAACAAAUUCGUCCAGCAAUCGAUGAUUUAUACGAGCACGUGAGAAAUAUUUAUGAACCAUUAGUAGAUGAGUUACAAACAGUUCGACAAGAGUUAGAAAAGCAACUAAAGCGUAACAACGAACAAAAUCGAUUUCUUCUUGCAGUGUUCAAUAAAGGAAAGCCGAUGACUGACCGAUGUUCAGGUCAUACUAAGGGCUGUCCGCUACAGCAAAGCAUUCAGAUGAGUGCGAGAAAUUCAAUGAUGCAACAGAUACAGUAUUCGCAACCACAAUACCCACAACAACCAUCACAGUUUAAUCAGAUAAAGGCAGCUCCAAUCAACAGCCCUCAAAGAUAUGGUCCAUCUGAAAACCAGUCAGCAAGAAAUCUUCCAACAAAUAACCUAUUUUAUUGCACUAUUUGCCGAAGUGGUGUUGAACCUAAAGAUAUAUUACUUCAUCACUGUGAAGGUGGCGGCAUCUGCCGCACAUGUGUCGAAACUUAUGGUAACUUAGGCGAUUAUGAACAAAAUCUUACCGAUACACGUUAA